AUGGAGGCCAGGACGUUAACCAGACCGGCCACCACGCUGGCGACCCUCCUCCGCCAGCAGACCGCCGUCUCUGCUCCCCCCCGGCGAGGCCACAAGACUUUCUCCCGAACAAAGCGCUCCCUCAACAUCCCUCCCCACUCCGACUUCCUCCCCGCGGCCCCGGCCGCCGGCGACACAAUCAUCUACAACCCUCCUUCGGCCGCCCCCUCCGUCUACCACACCCCCUUCAAGUUCCUCCCGCCCUCCGACCCCCGCCGCCGCGCCAACCUCUCCUCCCUCUUCGCCAACUCCUCGGCAGCGACAUCACAAACGACGCCGUCGUCGUCGGCCGCGAGGCCCCUCCCCCCGGCCCUCAACGUCCCUUCCCGCGGCCCCAAGCCGCGCUACCACCUCUCCCGCGAGGACGUCGCCGAGAUCCGUCGCCUCCGCGCCGAGGACCCGGGCUUCUGGAGCGUCACCGCCCUCGCCCGCAAGUUCGACUGCUCCGAGACUUUCAUCACCAUCUGCACCCCCGCGCCCCGCGAGCACAAGGAGCGCCUCGAGCGCAAGCUCGAGGGCGUCAAGAGCCGCUGGGGUGCCAUCCGCACCAAGGCCCGCGAGGACCGCACCCGCCGCAAGGAGAUGCUCUUCCGCGGCGAGCUUUAA
This is a messenger RNA of Colletotrichum graminicola M1.001, 645 nucleotides long. RefSeq lists its product as uncharacterized. NCBI's taxonomy places the organism in Eukaryota, Fungi, Ascomycota, Sordariomycetes, Glomerellales, Glomerellaceae. The transcript has a single exon. Gene Ontology annotation, molecular function: structural constituent of ribosome. The coding region runs from base 1 to 645 and encodes 214 amino acids. The record is from RefSeq and is a predicted model, not a curated record. Gene Ontology annotation, cellular component: mitochondrial large ribosomal subunit.